GAAAGCUUGGAUAAUUUUCAACAGUCAAUCAUUUCAUCCACCAUUCAUUUACUAUAUCGUUCGUCUCAAGACCCACCUGAGAACCUGGGAAAUUUCAAGUCAAUCCUUUCAUUAAACAUUCCUUUACUUCUAGAUACUAUUUGAUUGUUCGAAAAUAAAUAAAUAAGAUGCAAUCACUUUUGUUUCUGUCGGCUUUGAUGGCAAUCAUUCUUGAUGUCCAAACUGCUCAUGUCGACAUAUCAGCCUUUGCAUGUCCAGAUUCAAAGCAAAAUCAGCCCGUGUGCAUCAUCUCUGGUAAUAUCCGUAAAACCCUUGGCCAAGUUAGCGUGCAAAGAGCAGUACCCUCACCUGUACACUUAGACCGUUCUAUCUGUGGGGAUAUUAGUCUCUUUGAGACUUCAAUGGAUCAAAAGUGCUGCUCUGAUAGCUUGAAAUUAGAUGAUAAACCAGUGGUAAAGGGCAUGUUUUUAGUUAGCAAUGAUGAUAUCAAGGACUCUUGUGGAGAUCCAAAGUGAAAUAUUGUAGUCUGUUCAUCACCUCAUUGCCCA
Puccinia graminis f. sp. tritici CRL 75-36-700-3 is the source of this 548-nucleotide messenger RNA. RefSeq lists its product as uncharacterized. The transcript has 3 exons. The record is from RefSeq and is a predicted model, not a curated record. NCBI's taxonomy places the organism in Eukaryota, Fungi, Basidiomycota, Pucciniomycetes, Pucciniales, Pucciniaceae. The coding region runs from base 168 to 515 and encodes 115 amino acids.